This is a messenger RNA of Anoplopoma fimbria (sablefish), 3054 nucleotides long. RefSeq names its product peroxisome proliferator-activated receptor gamma, coactivator 1 beta (gene ppargc1b). Gene Ontology annotation, cellular component: nucleus. Gene Ontology annotation, molecular function: transcription factor binding; nucleic acid binding. NCBI's taxonomy places the organism in Eukaryota, Metazoa, Chordata, Actinopteri, Perciformes, Anoplopomatidae. The record is from RefSeq and is a predicted model, not a curated record. Gene Ontology annotation, biological process: positive regulation of transcription by RNA polymerase II. Bases 1 to 2799 code for a protein of 932 amino acids. The transcript has 12 exons.
AUGGCGGACUGCGCUCCACUAUUAGAUGAGGAACUCUCGUCCUUUGUCUUCAAUUACCUGACAGAAAACUCCGGCAGCCAGUAUGGGGAGGAGGAGGUGUGUUCGGACCGUUUGGACACUGACUUCCCGGACAUCGACCUAUCCCAGCUGGACACCAGCGACUUCGACAGCGUCAACUGUCUCAGCGAGCUUCAGUGGUGCAACGACCAGCCGGCGGACACGUCGCCGACCUCCAUCCACUACAGUACGCCGGAUGAGCUCUUUGAGAUUGAAGAGGAGAACGCGGCCCUGCUCGCCGCUCUGACCGACAGCUUGGAUGGCAUGGUGGACGCCGAGGUGGGCGGGCUCUCCGUCUUCCCCGCCCUCGGGGGGGAGCCCUGCCAGGAGGACGAAGAGGAGGACAAUCUUCCCCUCAGCGCCGAGGACUUCAGCCAGUCCAUGGGGUCCGAGACGGACGACCCAUCUCUACUGAUGAAGCUCCUGCUGACUCCUCCCAACGUGCCCGCGGCCGUCGACGCACACAAAGACAGAGUCCACGGCCAUCGCUAUAGCAACAGAAGCCUGCACCUUCGGCAGACCAGACCCCUGGUCAAGAGUGACCUCCGUCAGGAGCGGAAGCCCCGAGCGGUGCGUCCCGCGGGCCGCCUGUGCACCGAGCUCCACCGACACCUCACCACCGCCCGGCAGACAGGGGACACUCCGGCCCCGGACACGGAGGAGGACGAAGAGGAAGAAGACGACGAGGACAGUGAUUCGGAGGAGGAUGAAGAAGAUGAGGAAGAAGAAGAAGAAGAGUCUUCCAGCAGCGAGGUGGAGGGCGUGGCGGUCGUGGCCCCCGCAGAGCCGCCGAAGCCUCAGUUCAGCUCGGAGAAAGAACUGCACUCGGUGGUGGAGCUGAUCACCUACAUGCACACCUACUGCCUGCCCACACGCAAGCAGCAGGGCUGGGACCGGAAGGACCGCGACGCCCCGCGGCCCCGGGCCAGACCCGAGGGCCCCCGCACGGCCGCCACAAACUCUCACAGCAGAGUUGUCUUGGUGGCUGCUUCCGGGACUGGCGGGGGCUUAACCGGGCCUAGUGGCCCCCGGAGGCUCCCCUUUGCGAGGCGGAGGGAGAUGAAGGCCAACUCCCUCCUCCGUGAGCUCCUGCAGCAGAGCAGCUCGUACGACGUGAGCAAGCCUUACAGACUGCACAGCCCCCCCUACGCCCACUCUCACAGCCCCAGCAGGGUGUCCGCUCUCACGGCUAAGUCAGCUCAGAACUACUCCCACAGCUCCACCACCCAUAAGCCGGAGCUGCGUAAAGACUCCUCCUCCCACGAGAGGAGAAGCCGCUCCUCUGAGGCUCAGCAAAGCCCCGAUGAGGCGGCAGAGGACGGCGGCUCCUUCUCGGUAAGGCGCUCGCGACGCCUGGCCUCCUUCCCCAGCCGCUUCGCCAAGAGGCUGCGGCCUGGACGGGCGAGGGAAGGGGAGAGGAAGGACAGGGAGGAGAGGGAGGAGGGACGAGGUGGGGUCAAACUCCUGCUAACCCAAGCGGGAGGCGGGACGACGAUGACGGAGACGCAGGCGGAGCAGCGAACGACGAGUUUCAGCACGACGGAGCCGAACAAACCCUGCUGCCACAACGAGAAGCGAGCCUGCCUCUGUCUGACUCUCAACACUAAGUCCACAGGGGAGUCCCAGUUCAGCACCAAGCCUUUCGAGCAGACGCUCAGCGUGGAUCUGUGUGGAACGGCAGGUCUCACCCCUCCCACCACCCCGCCUCACAAACCAGUGGAGGAUGAGCUCUUCAAACCAGCAGAGGGAGGAAAGGGAGGUGAAGGAACAGGUGUCGGCAGCGGCGGCGAUGGCGGAGGAGGUUGCGGCGAGUCAGUUCACUCGGCCUCAAGCACCAACGCCGCCGCCAAGGCCUCGUCCCGGCCGAGCCGCGCCAACCACCAGCGGAAGCUUCCAGAGCAGACGGAGCUGUACGCCCAGCUGCGGCGCAUGGGCCAGGCCGGCGACAGCGACACCCACCGCACGUUCGGCGACCACGACUACUGUGCUCUGAGCCUCGGGGAGAGCCGUAAGCGCAGCGCUGCCAUGCUGGGCGCCAUUCUGCAGGCGCAAGGAGGAGGCGACGGAGUCAGCCUCACCCUCACGCCCAGAGAAGCAGACCAUCAGGUGUCGGAUAGGAACGGGAAGGAGAACGGGGAGAGGCUGGUGUCAAAAAUCGCAGAACAGCUUCAGCAACAGACCAAGGCGUUGAUAUCGUCCUCACCGCUGCCGCCGUCACGCUGCCAGUCGACGGCGGCCACACCCCCGUUCUCGGAGGAAGAGGCGGAGCGUUCGUCUGCGUCCCGCUCACCCUCGCCCAUCCUCCACCUGUGUCCCGACUCCCCCGCCAGCAAGACAGACUCCAGUGAGAACUCUGAGAUCUGUACCGACGACAAGCAGAGGAACAAAGCCAAGUCUGACGAGGACAACUGCCAGGUGUUUUACAUCCACAACCUGCCAACCAGCGUGACCCAGAACAUGCUGAGGAAACGCUUCCAGGUUUUCGGCAAACCCGAGGACUGCAAAGUCAUCAUCUGCAACGAGGAGCGCUGCGGGGUGAUAAAGAUCCGCCAGGCGGGGGUUCAAAAGCACUGGAGAGAACGGGAGACUGUGUUCCAGAAUGGACCUGCAGGUCUCAGGAGGCUGACGAGGAAACGCUACAUAGAUCUUGACGAGGCGGGCCCGGGUCCCGUCAAGAGCAAGUACGAUGCACUGGACUUUGACACUCUGCUGAAGGAGGCCCAGAAGUCCCUGCACCGCUGACGGCACGGCGACCCGGACUGGCCAGCCUUAGUGAACUACAGCAACAACCCUGCAACUACACGGCUCUGCCCUCAGACAGGCCUCUUAGUACCUCCAUGCAAGGCAACCUCGCAAAAUGUUUACAUUUUUACCAAUGGAAUAAAGUAAUGAUAAGGACCUCGUUGUUUUUUUGUUUUGUUUUUGUUUUGUUUUUUAAGUUUCUUUCACCAGAGGAUACUGCUUAAAAACGAGGAAGCCACUGGGAGUUCAGAGACA